AUGACGUUGCACGACAUCACCACAGAGACACCAAGAGCUGGUGUCGACAUCAUGCUCCUGAAGCGCUACCGACCGCCGACCGAGAAGAAGCAUCAACAGUUUGCACUUCAAGUAAAGUUCAACACAUCAGUCUCCCUCGACCAGCUACAGACUCUGGAUUCAGUGAAGACCGAGCAAGGCUCAACUACACUUAAGCGCUCGCCACUUUCUAGGAGGUUGGGCGGCAUUCCGAUCUAA
Messenger RNA from Fusarium musae, 237 nucleotides. RefSeq lists its product as uncharacterized. The record is from RefSeq and is a predicted model, not a curated record. The coding region runs from base 1 to 237 and encodes 78 amino acids. Lineage: Eukaryota; Fungi; Ascomycota; Sordariomycetes; Hypocreales; Nectriaceae. The transcript is spliced from 2 exons.